CGUGCAUGCUUCGCACUCGGUCAUUUCGUCUGGCGGCUUCUUCAGGCUUCUUCGAGGUGGUUUAGAGCGCACGUGGACGCGUGUUUUUGGUAUUCUAAAUCUCGUUUCUUCAAGAACAACUUGAUCGAAGUGCGGAUAACAGCAGCAGGAAGCGACUGCGGUGUAUCAAAUUUACAAAUCUGCGAUUAAAAGAAAUUAAAUACUUAAAAGUGUUAGAAAAUUAUGGCAGACUACGUGUUAGGCAAUACAGAACCAGCAGACAUACCGUUGCCAGACGAUGGAUUGUCAGCCGCGCAGUUAUUCGCCGCGGGUGACGGUCUCACCUACAACGACUUCAUCAUCUUGCCAGGUUAUAUAGAUUUUACGGCGGAGGAAGUCGACUUAUUGUCACCGUUAACAAGGAAGAUCGUGCUGAAGGCACCACUCGUGUCCUCUCCUAUGGACACCGUCACGGAAUCGGACAUGGCAAUCGCUAUGGCCCUUUGCGGCGGAAUUGGCAUCAUACAUCACAAUUGUACCGGCGAAUAUCAAGCCAACGAAGUGCAUAAGGUAAAGAAAUACAAGCAUGGUUUCAUCAGAGAUCCAGUUGUGUUGGCGCCAUAUCAUACAGUCAAUGAUGUUUUGAACGUGAAAGCUGAAAAUGGUUUCAGCGGAGUGCCUGUCACAGACACGGGUAAAGUUGGCGGUAAACUAUUAGGCAUUGUCACCUCCAGAGAUAUCGAUUUCCUCGAACCUUUGCCUUCCUAUCAAAGUAAAACGCUUAGUUCAAUAAUGACAAUCUUAGAAGAUCUAAUCACCGCACCAGCUGGUGUGACACUGCAAGAAGCAAACGUUAUUUUGGAGAAAUCGAAGAAGGGCAAGCUUCCUAUUGUGAAUGAGCGAGGUGAACUUGUAUCUCUGAUGGCAAGAACUGACUUGAAGAAGAAUCGCAGUUACCCAAGUGCCAGUAAGGAUGAGAACAAGCAAUUACUGGUAGGAGCCGCGAUAGGAACGCGUGAGGCGGACAAACAUAGAUUAGAAUUGCUCGUAGCAGCUGGUGUAGAUGUAGUGGUAUUAGAUUCUUCCCAGGGCAAUUCCAUGUAUCAAAUCGACAUGAUUAAGUAUAUUAAAUUGCAAUAUCCGGAUCUACAAGUGAUUGCAGGCAAUGUUGUGACUACGAUGCAAGCCAAAAAUCUUGUAGAAGCGGGAGCAGAUGCGUUACGCGUCGGAAUGGGUUCCGGAUCUAUCUGCAUAACGCAAGAGGUGAUGGCUGUGGGACGGCCACAAGCGACAGCCGUCUACAAAGUUUCCGAGUAUGCCAGAAAAUUUGGAGUGCCGGUUAUAGCGGACGGUGGUAUUCAAUCUAUCGGACACAUCAUCAAAGGUCUCAGUUUAGGCGCUAGCACCGUCAUGAUGGGCUCCUUGCUGGCUGGAACGUCGGAAGCCCCAGGCGAAUACUUCUUUAGCGAUGGAGUCCGGCUUAAAAAGUACAGAGGAAUGGGUUCAUUAGAAGCCAUGGAUAGGAAAGAUUCCAAGGGUUCGGCGAUGGAUAGAUAUUUUCAUAACGAAAUGGACAAGCUGAAGGUAGCGCAGGGCGUUAGCGGUUCUAUAGUUGAUAAGGGUUCGGUGCUUAAAUUUUUACCAUACUUAACGUGCGGUAUCAAGCACGGCUGUCAAGAUAUCGGAGCGAGAUCACUUAACAUCUUGCGAUCUAUGAUGUAUAGCGGGGGACUAAAAUUUGAAAGAAGAACGCCUUCGGCUCAACAAGAGGGCAAUGUACACAGCUUAUUCUCGUAUGAGAAGAGGCUCUUUUAAUUAUGUAAGAAUAGGAACUUUUAAAACAUGCGUCAUGCAGAAAAGUACCUGCAUUUAAACAUAUAUCAGUCAUUUUACAAGAUUAGACAUGUUUGUAAAUUUUUUUAUCUGUUAUAAAUAUAUACGAGGUAUCUUUAUCUCGGAUAUGAAUUGUUUACCUCAACUGCUCUCAAUGAAUAAGAAAGCAUCGAGUUACUUACAUCUGUUUUUUAUGUACUUAUUGAUAGACACGUGACAUAUUUAAAUAAAUUUGACGCGGCACUUUUUAAACAAAUUUAAACAAUUUUAAACAUUUAAAUAUAUAUUUAAAAAAGUUUAAUUGUAUUAAAUUUGUAUUUAUAUUCAAUGAGCGAUAUAUUGAAAUCAGGCAGAUUAAACUGUUGUGAUUACUAUCUAAUAUGUUAAUAUGGAUUGACAUGCAUAAUGUUAAAACAUAGCUAAGAAUGAACAUGCAGUUCUUUUAAUCUGACCAAAUGAUAUAUAUAUAUAUGGUUGUUAUAUAUAAACAUUAAGGACUCGCAGUCGUAAAAUGAUAUUAGCACGAAUAAAUGCCAAAACAGGAGAUCACCAUUCUACACAGUUUGUAUGAUUUAAUUAACUAUUUUGACUCGUUCAUUCCUAAAAUCAUUUUAUUUUUAAUAAUUUGAUGAUUACUCUACCAUAUCUUUAGAAACUAUCUAUUUUAACUUUUCCCAAACAUACACGAAAUAGAAAUUGAAAUUAGCAAUAAGUUAUCAAUCUGAUGGUAAUAUUGUUAAAAAUAUUAAAUGUACCAAAACUUCUUAUUCGACACCAUCUUUCAAUCAAUAUAUUUUAUACAGUAUUCUUACAAUAAACUAUAUUUCGAUAAAAGCUAA
Linepithema humile (Argentine ant) is the source of this 2651-nucleotide messenger RNA. RefSeq names its product Inosine-5'-monophosphate dehydrogenase ras (gene ras). NCBI's taxonomy places the organism in Eukaryota, Metazoa, Arthropoda, Insecta, Hymenoptera, Formicidae. Gene Ontology annotation, cellular component: cytoplasm. The record is from RefSeq and is a predicted model, not a curated record. Gene Ontology annotation, molecular function: IMP dehydrogenase activity. Gene Ontology annotation, biological process: GTP biosynthetic process.